CAGUGUUUUAACAGUUUUUUCACUCACAAAAUCUCUUCCUCAAACCCUAACAAAGCCAAACCAAACUAAAACCAAAGCUGCAGCGAGCAAAAACCCUUCCGUUUCGGCCUUGCUUUUAAAUGCUUUAGAUCUCAACUCUUACUUCUUUUGUCAACCCCAAAUGUAAAUGUAAUUCCCUUGUUUAUUAACAGGGUGCUUUCUUUGUUUUGUUUCUUAUGGCUUCAGCUUGUGUUAACAACAUCGGCGUCUCGCCGGAGAGUUUCCAGCCUACAACAAGUUACUCUUCAUACGGUUGGUUGAGUCCCAGGAUGUCCUUCAGCCGAGAAGAGGAGUCGUCCAAGUCUAGACCCAAGUCUCCAACUGAUACAUCUUCUGCAGAUCCUCUUCCUGCCUCUGAUCCGCCAGAGAUCCAAGAUAACCCAGCUGGUGACUUUGAGUUCCGGCUUGAAGAUCCUGUCACCAUGCUUCCAGCUGAUGAGCUUUUUUCUGAUGGUAAGCUCGUGCCUUUACAUUUCUCAACUGUGAAACAGCGUCCUCCUGUGAAUGUUUUGUCUGAGAUCAGGUCCCCCGAAACAGCCAAAUCUUGCCGGAGAAUAGAAAUGGAGAUUUCUGGCACGGAUCCUUACUUGUUUUCUCCUAAAGCUCCAAGGUGUUCCAGUAGGUGGAGGGAACUUCUGGGUCUUAAAAAGUUCUCCCAAAUCACCAAUCAACCUCCCAAAUCCGAGUCUCAAAGCAAAAUCUCAUUAUUAUCUAAUAAUAACUCGAAAUCUCUCAAGCAUUUUCUUCAUAGAAGCUCGAAAUCUUCCUCUUCCUCCUCUUCCACUGCGUCGUGGGCGGACUCUUCAUUAAGCCUUCCCUUGUUGAAAGACUCGGAUUGUGAGUCAGUCUCCAUAUCUUCAUCAAGGUUAUCGCUUUCUUCUUCAUCUUCCGGCCACGAACACGAGGAUCUUCCUAGGCUGUCACUUGAUUCCGAUAAGCCAAGUUUGAACAAUCCCAGCCCGAACCCUUUUGCUCCUUGUAGAAGUAUAAACCCAAACCCACCAAGAAUGAGGAUGGUUAAACCAAGACCAGGUUCAGGGUCUGAUAGUAAUCAAAAGGCGGCUGGUGGCACUCGAAUGGGACGAAGUCCGAUCCGAAGUAGGGAUUCAUCGGGUGGAGUAACAAGCAGGGGAGUUUCAGUAGAUAGUCCAAGAAUGAACUCUUCAGGGAAAAUCGUGUUUCAAAGCCUGGAAAGAAGUUCGAGCAGUCCAAGUAGUUUCAAUGGUGGUCCCAGGUUUAAACAAAGAGGGAUGGAAAGGUCAUAUUCAGCUAAUGUUAGGAUCACCCCAGUUCUUAACGUCCCCGUUUGUUCCUUGAGAGGAUCUUCAAAGUCAGGCUCAGUAUUUGGAUUCGGACAGCUGUUUUCAUCUUCACCACAAAAGAGUGCUAAUGGAGGAAGCAGCAAAGGGCAUCAGAGUAACAGCAGCAGCAGAAACAAAACAUCCGAUCGAAACCAUUAAAAAGAACCAAAAGCAAAAUAAAAAAAAAGAGAUUUUGUAACAAACUAGUAUUAGUACCAAUUAGUAGUACAUUUUUAACGUUUUCAUGUGUAAUUUUUGAGAUUUUAUGUCAUGGCUUCUUUUUUAAUAUCCUAUGAGGGUUCUCUUAAGUGAUACAACUUUCACAAUUCCACAUUUUCUUGUAGCUCUCCUCUUUCGGUAACAAAAAAUUGUAGAAUUUAGAUGUAUAUACCCUUUCUUUUUCCCUUAA
Messenger RNA from Theobroma cacao (cacao), 1749 nucleotides. RefSeq lists its product as uncharacterized. The record is from RefSeq and is a predicted model, not a curated record. NCBI's taxonomy places the organism in Eukaryota, Viridiplantae, Streptophyta, Magnoliopsida, Malvales, Malvaceae.